Molecule: messenger RNA, 1783 nt
Organism: Protopterus annectens (West African lungfish)
Lineage: Eukaryota; Metazoa; Chordata; Ceratodontiformes; Protopteridae
Gene: C9orf72
Product: C9orf72-SMCR8 complex subunit
Exons: 9
Coding region: 1-1386 (461 amino acids)
Biological process (GO): endocytosis; autophagy
Cellular component (GO): endosome; autophagosome
Molecular function (GO): guanyl-nucleotide exchange factor activity
Source: RefSeq, a predicted model, not a curated record
AUGUCUGCACUGUGUCCACCACCAUCGCCUGCUGUGGCAAAGACAGACAUUGACUUGAAGGAUGAACCACCAGUUCUAGCUGCAACAUUUGCUUACUGGGACAAUAUUCUUGGGCCAAGGGUCAGACAUAUUUGGGCCCCCAAAAGCAAACAGGUACUGCUCAGUGAUGGUGAAAUCACUUUUCUAGCCAAUCACACCUUGAAUGGAGAAAUCCUUCGCAAUGCAGAGAGUGGCGCUAUAGAUGUAAAGUUUUUUGUACUAGCAGAGAAAGGGGUGAUAAUAGUGUCUUUAAUUUUUGAUGGUAACUGGAAUGGUGAUAAGAGUACUUAUGGUUUAUCCAUAAUCCUGCCUCAGAGUGAAUUGGAUUUUUACCUUCCCCUGCAUCGAGUGUGUGUCGAUAGGCUGACAUACAGCAUAAGGAAAGGGAGGAUAUGGAUGCAUAAGGGUCUGAGCAUCAUCUCAAUGCUGACAGCAGAAAUUAUCCCCAUAAUGGAGCUCCUGUCAUCGAUGAAAACACAUAGUGUUCCAGAAGAAAUUGAUAUUCAAGAUACUGUGCUGAAUGACGAUGACAUUGGUGAUAGCUGUCCAGCAGAGUUUCUUCAUAAAGCCAUCAGUUCGCACCUGCAGACAUGUGGCUGCUCAGUUGUUGUGGGAAGCAAUGCAGAAAAAGUUAACAAGAUUGUACGGACACUGUGCCUAUUCUUGACUCCUGCAGAAAGAAAGUGUUCUAGGUUUUGCAGAAAUGAAUCUUCUUUUAAAUACGAUUCUGGUCUUUUUGUUCAGGGUCUUCUGAGGGGUGCAACGGGAAGUUUUGUGCUCUCCUUUCGCCAAGUGAUGUAUGCCCCCUACCCUACCACACACAUUGAUGUUGAUGUCAAUUCUGUGAAACAAAUGCCAGCUUGUCAUGAACACAUAUACAACCAACGUCGGUAUAUGAGAUCAGAACUGACAACAUUAUGGCGAGCCAACUCUGAUGAGGAUAUGGCUCCUGACACUAUUAUCUAUGUGGAUGAGAGCUUCACUCCAGAUCUAAAUGUGUUCCAGGAUGUCAUGCAGAAAGAUGAGUUAGUAAAGUCAUUUCUGGAUCAGAUUUUUCUGCUGAAAACUGGUUUGUCUCUAAGAAACACCUUUCUUGCACAGUUUUUGCUAAUCCUUCACAGAAAAGCCCUCACGCUGAUCAAGUACAUUGAAGAUGAUACGCAAAAGGGGAAAAGACCAUUAAAAUCACUUCGCAGUUUAAAAACAGAUCUGGACUUGACAGCAGAGGGCGAUCUCAGCAUAAUAAUGGCUUUAGCUGAAAAACUAAAACCAGGACUGCACUCCUUUAUAUUUGGAAGGUCUUUCUAUACCAGCGUACAAGAAAGAGAUGUGCUAAUGGUAUUUUAAAGCUUCAGAAAUCAGCUAAUUUCAGUUUUUUAGACAUUAAAAUGCCCUUUAUUUUUGAUUGAAGACAUGCAUUUUAAUGUAUAUAAAAGGUUAUAACAGAAAUAGUGUGGCACUUCAUCUGUUUGUGAAAAAAAAAAAGAAAUGUCUUGAGCUUCUGUGUAUGUUUUUAAUGAAAGCUUUCUGAAAUAAGCUUUCUGAAAUUCAUCCUUGUAUGUUUCACUGUUAUCAAAAAGUUCAUAUGGUUAUGUGCACUUUACUGAAGUAGUUUAUAUUGUUUAAAGUUGUUUCAUUGCUUACUGUCAAAUUAUAUGCUGUACAUCAGUUUAUAUUUUUAUUUUAUAGUUUGUUACUAAUUACUGCUGGAUCACCAACAUAAAAUAAUAAAACGAAAACCUUA